Molecule: messenger RNA, 808 nt
Organism: Dimorphilus gyrociliatus
Lineage: Eukaryota; Metazoa; Annelida; Polychaeta; Dinophilidae
Source: the annotation of a GenBank genome assembly
AAUGAAAAUCUUCCUUCUUCUCGCUUUUGUAGCUUGUGCUAAUGCCCAAUGGCUCUCCAACUGUGGAAGCAGUAAAUUUCCAAAUCCUGCUCCUGAACAGAGACAAGAUAGAUUUGGUAGAAUUGUUGGAGGAUGGGAAUCCAGACCAAAUGAAUUUCCUUAUCAAUUGAGUUUGAGAAGAUUUGGAAGUCACUCUUGCGGAGCUGUCAUCGUCAACAGCCAGUGGGCUCUUUCCGCUGCUCAUUGUACCUCUUCUGGAUCUGCUAAUGGUUUAGCCGUUGUUGCUGGAGCUCAUCGUAGAAGCAGCCCAGCCGCUUCUGAACAAACUUCAAACAUUCUUAGAGUUGUGAAUCAUGAAGACUAUCAAAAUCCUCUUCGUUACUCCAACGAUAUCACUCUUCUUCAAUUGGCUACUCCAUUGACCUUUAAUGAAAAUGUCGCUCCAGCCUGCUCUCCAAGAGAUGUCACUUAUGAUGAUGAUACCGUUACCAUUUCUGGAUGGGGAUCUACCUUCUCUGGUGGCUUCGUUACCGAUGAAUUGAGAUACACCAAUGUUCAAGUAUGGAGCAAUGAUGAGUGUUCUGGCCCAUACCCAGGAAGCAUCGAUGAUAGCAUGAUCUGUGCUGCUUCUGCCGGAAGAGAUACUUGCCAAGGAGAUUCCGGUGGUCCAAUGGCUUAUAACAAUAAUGGAAAAUUCGAAGUUGUCGGUUUGACUUCAUGGGGAAGAGGAUGUGCCCUUGCUACUCACCCCGGAGUUUAUGCCAGAGUUAGUGCUCAACUCCAAUGGAUUGCAGAUAAUGCCAAUUAA